AUGGCUGAUUACUUAGAUCAGCUUUUUGACAGUGACUCUGAUGAGUCUGAGUUUUCUGGUUUCUCAGAGUUUGACUCUGAUAUUGAAGUCGGUGAUUUGACCAAUUAUGACAUUAUUCCCGAUGCUGAGGCUGCAGAUGAUAAUUGGACAGAUGACUUCAGUCCAUUGAGGUUUGAUGAGUUCAACGAGCAGCCGGGAGAACGCCUGCCAGAUGGAUUUGAUGUGGACACAGCCACUCCCAUGGAUUACUUUUGGCUGCUGUUCUCUCCGCAGCUGCUUCAGUCCAUUGUGGGGCAUACGAAUGGUUACUUCGAUUGGAAGAUGGCACAGCUGGACAUACCAACAGACCUUAGAUGGCAGGACACAACUGAAGAAGAGAUGAGGGCAUUCCUGGCCAUCAACAUCCUGAUGGGAAUCAACCAGCUCCCCAAUGCCGAGAUGUUCUGGUCGUCCAAUCCCUUCAUCAACAAUGCUGGAAUCACCAACACCAUGAAAUGCAACAGGUUCCAGAAGCUGGUGCGACCUGUCAUGGAGAGCGUCAGCCGGACAUUCCAGGACAUCUACACACUCAACAAGGAGGUCUCCAUUGACGAGGCCAUGAUUGCGUUUACCGGCCGCCUCAGCUUUAGACAGUAUAUGCCCGCCAAGCCGAUCAAGAGGGGAAUCAAGGUGUGGAUGCUCUGUGAUGCCAGGACAGCCUUCCUUGCUCGCUUUGAGGUAUACCUGGGGCCACAGAAUAACCAGACGGAACAUGGACUUGGCGACAACGUUGUGAUGAGGCUAGUGGACCACAUCUACCACUUCUUCGGCUGGUUGUUCUUCGACAACUUCUUCACAGGUAUACCUCUCAUGAAGGAACUCCUGGAGAAGGGCCUCUACGCCUGCGGGACUGUCAGGGUCAACAGGAAGGGAUUCCUGAGCCAGUUGAAGAAACCAGCAGAGGUACGACAGCGCGGAGACUUCAAGAUCAUGCAGAUGGGCGACACCAACCUGACUGCCACAGUGUGGCAGGACACGCGACUUGUUCACCACUUGUUCACGUUGAGGGACCCUAUCGUCAUUUUACCUGAAAAUCGGUUCACCCACCUUGAUUUCCGCCUGGAACUUGUCCGGGAACUGGCUGAGGUGUUCUGCAAAAGAAAAGGUGCAGCACCAGAAGGCAGAGGGAGAGAUGGCUUGGUGGAGCAGAUGAACAUGGGGGGCCAUGUCAUGUUCCGACUCUCCGACAAGACAAAGGCCUGCAAGUACCACACCUGA
Dreissena polymorpha is the source of this 1257-nucleotide messenger RNA. Its product is annotated as piggyBac transposable element-derived protein 4-like. NCBI's taxonomy places the organism in Eukaryota, Metazoa, Mollusca, Bivalvia, Myida, Dreissenidae. The coding region runs from base 1 to 1257 and encodes 418 amino acids. The record is from RefSeq and is a predicted model, not a curated record. The transcript is spliced from 4 exons.